ACUGGAAGGAACAUUGUGCUUUCCUCUUUGCCAAUGGAGUAUCUGACACAGUUUCUGGGAGCAAAAACUCUAAGUACUUCAAACAAAUCAGUGUUAUUUACAGAAAGGCAGGGUUGUUGUUUUUUUUCUCUGUAUCCUAGCAAGUUUGCCUACUUUGAUUCCAACUAAUAAUAAUGCCCCACUCCUGGUUCCAUAGAAGAAUGCUUUCUUCAUUUCAUGCCUUUUCAAGUUGGAGAAAGAAAAACCAACUGAUUCCAUUUUAAAAAUCUUUCCUAAUUUCCUAUAAGUUAAAAAAAAAAAAAGCAACAGUGCAUUGCGUUAACAUAACCUAACUUAACUUUGCCUGGCUUGCAUAAAGUUAUUCAUAGAUGUUUGGAAGUAUAAUAUGAGUUAGAAAAUUAGCAAUGGAAAUGGCUCAUCCUAGGAUAAUUAUUCUUAGUUGUCUGAAUUGAAAGUGUUCUCAGGCCUUAGCAACUCCCAUAUGGACACUUGCUUUCAUUCCUUUCCUGUUUUUUAUUCCAGAAGAGAAUGGAAGGGCUUCAGAGAAGCAGAUAUGGAACUAUGACUGAAGGCAGAGGGGAAGAUAACUGGUUUGCAACAUCGUCCUCACUGAGGAUCAUCCUGGUGGGCAAGACAGGCAGCGGGAAGAGUGCCACAGGGAACAGCAUCCUCUGCCAGCCAGUGUUCGAGUCCAAGCUGAGAAGCCAGCCUGUGACCAGAAAGUGCCAGGCAGAGACAGGGACCUGGGAUGGAAGGAACAUCCUGGUGGUUGACACACCCCCCAUCUUCGAGGCAGGGGCUCAGACCCAGGACACGUACAAGGACAUCGGGGAUUGCUACCUGCUCUCUGCCCCGGGGCCCCACGUGCUGCUGCUGGUGACCCAGCUGGGGCGCUUCACCGCCCAGGACAUGGUGGCGGUGAGGAGGGUGAUGGAGAUCUUCGGGGAAGAAGCCAUGAAAUACAUGGUGGUCCUCUUCACCCACAAGGAGGACUUGAUGGGCGAGUCCUUGGACAAUUACGUCGCAAACACGGACAACCAUAGCCUGAGGAGCGUGGUCCAGGAGUGCAGCAAGAGCAGUAAGAACAAAAAGGAUGAGAAACUAACCGUCACAGGAUGUCUGCAGGAAGGAAGGUGGUGGACUGUGAAGCUGUGCGGAUGUCCUACCUCUGGGCCCUAUUUUGUGCAACGAUGCUGUCGAGGGGAGACACGUGUUACAUUAAAAGCCGGUGGCAGAAUUCUCUAUUUUAUUCAGAAACAUGCUCUGAUUUCAUUGGAGUUGGUCAUAAAAGACGCCCAUCCCCAUCCCCACACCUUCGAGAGAGGAUGAUGAGGUUGUUGAGGGGACUUGGGGGGACUUUCCAAGGCAAGAAGAGGUCCGGGACGGAAUGCACAAGAGGGGUCUGGCAUGAUGAAGGAGAGAAAAGGGGUCACCACAGCGGGGUGGGGCUGAGCCUUAGGAAAAGCAGUCGCUGAGAAAUUCCAGUGACGGGGAAAUGAAGGAACUGUAAUGUCUUAAAGCAGGGGUUAUAUAUAGAUAGUGAAUAUUUUAGGCUUAAAAAUGGUCUAUAGUCUGCUCAGCUCUGCCCUGGCCGCCACAGGCAAUGCGAGGCUACAUUCCUAUAAAACUUAAUGAACAGGGACAUCUGAAUGUCAUGUAACUUUCCUAUGUGGCCAUGAAACAUAAUUCUUCCUUUUUUUUUUAAUUUUUUUAAUGUUUUUAUUUAUUUUUGAGAAAGAGAGAGAUAGAGCAUGAGCAGGGGAGGGGCAGAGUGAGAGGGAGACACAGAAUCUGAAGCAGGCUCCAGGCUCUGAGCUGUCAGCACAGAGCCCAACACGGGGCUCGAACUCACAGACUGUGAGAUCAUGACCUGAGCUGAAGUCGGAUGCUCAACCGACUGAGCCACCCAGGCGCCCCUAAUUCUUCCUUUGAUUUCUUCAACCAUUUUAAAAUGUGAAGGCUUCUCUUCCCUCACAGGACGUAUGAAACACACAGCAGGCCAGAGUGGGUCCAUCUUAUGGUAUAUUUCCUGUUGCUGGUCGAGCUGUGUUAUAAUGCAACAUCUUAACCUCAAACCCAGGAAAGGCCAGUUCAAUCAUGUGUGUUGUCCGUGGGACUUUGGGAAAAGGGUCGUGUCCAACUGUUCGAUGGUAGUAAAGAGAAGAGGGCAGACACUGGGGUGGAAUCUGAGCAGAGGUCAUGAAUUCAGCAGAAACAGGAAAUCAGAUGAGGGCGUGUCUGGUGGCUCCUCCCCUGCCAUCUUGUUGAUAGCUGCCCCUCCUUCUGUGCUCCUUUGUAGCUGUGAGGGACCUGCAGUCACCCUGGGCAGCCUGCAACUGGAUGUGGGGUGAGUCUCAGGAACUCGAUGUGACACCCAAGCAUCAUUCUCCAAGCCUGUAUUGGUAAUAAAGGUGCCAUAUUGAACCUUACAACUGUAUCACGUAACUGACUCCAGACAUGUUCCACGAGUGUUAAGUUUAAGCUCCUCAAGCCCUGGACACACUAAGGAACUUUGAGUUUUCAGGCCAAGGACCACCUCCUGAAGGCAGUAGUCCCAAUUUGGCCAGCCUUACUCGGUCUCUCCUUCCUUGAGUUAAUCUGGUCCAGCUCCACAUGCGUUUACUACGUGAGUACUGAGUGCCGGGUUCUAUGUGGGCACCAGGGAUAGAACAUAAACGGUACAUGGCUCCUGCUUCACGCACGUGACUGCGUGGUGGAAGGAUGAAAGGCACAUGGAAGUGGGUCUAAGGGAAAUUUACUGGAGAAAUAAGGUGUCCACCAAAAGGAGAGUACACAGGCUCCCUAGAUAGGCUGCCGUGCGCUGUCUAGGAACAUGCUGGCCUCUCUGGGCAGUCACUUUGGGUUGGGGGAGGCCACUGUCAAGGACGAAGAGGUGAAUCAACAUGCGGGAGGCUUGGGGCAGGGAGAGACAGGGCUGAGGGGGGUCCUGGGCAUCACCUCCAGGGCUCCAUGGCUGUCUCCUACAGAAAGGAAGUCACUGGAGGCUUUUAAAGAGCUUAGUAUAUUUUAAGAAGUUCCCGUAGCAGCAACGUGGUGGUUGGAUUAUAUAAAUGUAAGCCCGGGGGCAGGGACAACAUUUAGAAGAGAAGAUUUCCAUCUC
Panthera uncia (snow leopard) is the source of this 3121-nucleotide messenger RNA. It is a transcript of the gene GIMAP5, whose product is annotated as GTPase, IMAP family member 5. Lineage: Eukaryota; Metazoa; Chordata; Mammalia; Carnivora; Felidae. The record is from RefSeq and is a predicted model, not a curated record. Gene Ontology annotation, molecular function: GTP binding. Bases 529 to 1329 code for a protein of 266 amino acids. The transcript has 3 exons.